Ostreococcus lucimarinus CCE9901 is the source of this 769-nucleotide messenger RNA. RefSeq lists its product with no specific name. The coding region runs from base 35 to 769 and encodes 244 amino acids. NCBI's taxonomy places the organism in Eukaryota, Viridiplantae, Chlorophyta, Mamiellophyceae, Mamiellales, Bathycoccaceae. The transcript has a single exon. The record is from RefSeq and is a predicted model, not a curated record.
CCGGCCGCGUCACAUCGCGGCGCCGCCGACGUCGAUGGCGCGCGACGACGCCGGCGCGCGCCGGACGACGCCGACGCGCGCGACGACGGCGAAGGGCGACGCCGAGGGACGCGCGCGCGCGCGCGAUGGGUCGAAGAGCGGCGUGACGACGCCGAGUCGCGUCGAUGAAGAUGAUUUCUGCGGCGACGACGGCGCGACGGAGGCGCGACGCGCGCGCGAGGACGAGGACGAGGACGCGCGCGAGGGCGCGGAUCGCAGGCGGGAUGAUUUCGCGCGCGAUUUUCUGGCGCGGAGCGGGUGCGUGGGGGAGGCGCGAAGACGCGCGGCGACGCCGCCGGCGACGCUGCGGCUGGAGUAUUGGACGAGGGACGAGACGACGACGGAGGCGAAACGCGCGCACAUCGAUAGGUUGGACGACGAGCUGGGAUAUUACGGCGUGGAGGAACACAUCGAGCGGACGGUGCUGAAAGGGAAACCGGUGGCGAUCGAGACGAACAUGUUUCCGUACGAGACGCCGCGCGGGGUGACGCACAUGACGCUGUGGAGUCGGGAGGAGAUGGACGGGGAGGCGAUCGUGGAUUGGACGUGCGCGUGGCUGCGGGAGAAUAAACCGAACGUGACAGAAUGGAAUUUCGAUUUAAAUGAGAACCAUUCCGUGGACGUGCCACAUUAUCACGUGUUUACGUACGAGCCCUCGGAGACGGCGCCGAAGACGAAUGCGAAGAAACGAAAAUUGAACGCGAGCGCGAGCGAUCUUAGCGCGAUUUGA